AUGUAUGGAACUGCAUUAUUCAUCACAAUUUUCCUCGUUUUCCACACCCGAUUUUCUCAUUCCGUGAGUUUCCAACUUCCGAGGUUCGACUCGGACGUGAACCUCGUACUCCUCGAGGGCGACGCCGUCAAUUCCGUCGGCAAAAUUGAGUUCACCAACAUCAACUACCUCUACCGCGUGGGCCGCGUCAUCUACAACGGAAAGGUACCUCUUUGGGACUCCCAAAAACUCGCAGACUUCACCACUCAUUUCUCCUUCACCGUCGACACCGAAAACAGAGCAUCCUACGGCAACGGGCUCGCGUUUUUCCUCGCCCCCGUCGGCUUCCAAAUCCCGCCAAAUUCCGCCGGCGGCUACUUGGGCCUUUUCAACACCACCACCACCUCCACCAGCUCCAGUCGGGCACAAAUCGUCUCUGUGGAAUUCGACACACACUCGAAUGAAGGGUGGGACCCGAAAUACGAGCACGUGGGAAUCAAUAUAAACUCGAUAACUUCUUCGGCAACAUCCCCGUGGAAUGUCUCCUUGCACAAUGGCGAUCUAGCCGAUGCCUGGAUUCGGUACGACUCCACUACUAGAAAUUUGAGUGUCUUAUGGGGUUACGGGGGUGGGCCGAAUUCAAGCCUAUCGUACCGGAUAGACCUGAAAGAGGUUCUUCCUCAGUGGGUCACCAUCGGUAUCUUCGCUUCUACGGGGACUUUUGUUGAACGGCACACGCUUGCAUCAUGGGACUUCACGAGUUCGAGUCUAGAUAUAGACGAAACCGACGUGAAUAAUCGUAGUUCGAAAAAGAACAUUGGAUUGAUUGUGGGCGUAGCCCUAUCAGGGUGCAUUUUGAUUGCAGGGGGAGUGUUAGCCUAUGUCGUCGUCUCGAGGAAAAAACAGGAUCAGAGAAUCAAUCCAGAUGAAACUAGAUCGGCGACGACAUCGAUGAUGGUGAACGAUGAUGAUCUUGAAAGAGGAGUGGGGCCGAGAAAGUUUGCUUACAAAGACCUCGCUUCGGCCACCGAUAAUUUCUCGGACAAGAAAAAGUUGGGGGAGGGUGGAUUCGGAGGGGUGUACAAGGGACACCUCAUUGACCUCAAUAUUCCGAUCGCCGUGAAGAAAUUCUCAGGGCGAUCCAAACACGGGAAAAAGCAAUACGUAACGGAGGUGAAGAUCAUAAGCAUGCUGAGGCACAGAAACUUGGUGCGACUAAUCGGGUGGAGCCACGACCAGGGCGAGUUCUUGCUCGUGUACGAGUUCAUGCCCAACGGUAGCCUCGAUCAUCACCUUUUUCGGAGAGAGAACAUUCUUUCUUGGACCCAAAGGUACAAAAUUGCACUCGGUUUGGCCUCCGCUCUGCUCUAUCUCCACGAGGAGUGGGAGCAGUGCGUGGUGCAUAGAGAUAUCAAAUCGAGCAACAUAAUGCUCGAUUCGAGCUUUAAUGUCAAGCUAGGUGACUUUGGGCUUGCUCGGCUCAUGGACCAUGGGCUCGACCCACAGACCACCGGCCUAGCUGGAACUUUCGGAUAUAUGGCCCCUGAAUAUGUGAACAGUGGCAGAGCCAGCAAAGAGUCAGAUGUGUACAGUUUUGGGGUCGUGGCCCUUGAGAUUGCCACCGGAAAAAAAUCGUUCGAUCCAUUGAAUGUGGAGUCAAAUAAAAGUUUGGUGGGGUGGGUUUGGGAUUUAUAUGGGAACGGGGAGCUUCUUUCUGGGGUGGACGAGAGCGUCCUAUCGAAUCUUGUGACAGGACAAGCCGAGCGUUUGAUGAUAGUCGGGUUGUGGUGUGCUCACCCUGACUACACUCUGAGGCCGUCGAUCAGGCAAGCUAGCCGUGUUCUCAAUUUCGAAGCAGAUUUGCCCAAACUCGAGACUAAAAUGCCAGUGCCUGUGUUUAAUGCACCUGAAAGCCCAUCGGUUAGCUCCCGUUCCGAGCCUUUCUCGAUUACUACAUCGAGUAUGAAUGUGGGUCGAUAA
Messenger RNA from Erythranthe guttata (spotted monkey flower), 1959 nucleotides. The record is from RefSeq and is a predicted model, not a curated record. Lineage: Eukaryota; Viridiplantae; Streptophyta; Magnoliopsida; Lamiales; Phrymaceae.